Messenger RNA from Pseudogymnoascus destructans, 1125 nucleotides. RefSeq lists its product as uncharacterized. The transcript has 3 exons. The coding region runs from base 163 to 741 and encodes 192 amino acids. The record is from RefSeq and is a predicted model, not a curated record. NCBI's taxonomy places the organism in Eukaryota, Fungi, Ascomycota, Leotiomycetes, Thelebolales, Thelebolaceae.
GGGAGUAGUGGGAGUAGUGGGAGUGGGAGUAGUGGGUUCAGCUAGUGAAGCAUUUUCUCCAUUUUCUCCAUUUUCUGCAUUUUCCCAUUUUCCCAUUCUCCGCUCUGGCCACGAACCCUUAGCGUAGAUAAGGAGCCGUGCGCAGUGAGUGAUAUACAGGAGAUGAGGGGAUGCAGGAGAGCAAGAAGAGACAACAGAUGCAGAAGAUGCAGAAGAGACAGAGGAGACAGAGGAGACAGCAGAGACCGAGGAGACAACAGAGACAGAAGAGACAACAGAUACAGAAGAGACCACAGAUACAGAAGAAAACAAGAUAAUCCGGAACAUUUCUAUAUCAGGGCACAAUACGACACAAUGCGAUCAAAAUGGCUUCGGGAUGAGGACAAUCAGCGGGGUGAUCCGUACCUCUCCCGUCGACGUCGACGAGUCCAGCCAGGUCAGUCGACUGCAAGUUACUCUACAAGGAGCCCUAUAUCGACGCUGAAUGUACAGUACAUACCUGUAUCACCAAUCAGUGUACUCUACUCUGCUCUACAUACAAAUCCCAUACUUACUAUGCACAAACCAUGCUCAAUUACAUGUCUCGAGGCCUUCCAGGAAAAGCCUAAACAGUCAUGUCCAGCCGUCCAGCCGUCCAGCCGUCGUCGAUCAGAAACAAUGCGCAUCCGCUCCACACCAAGGGCCGUCCAAGGGCCAUCCGCCGAGCCCCUCGUGUGCCCCUUCUAUACCACCGACAACUGAAGAAAUCCUUCAGGGUGGCGGUUCUGCCGGAAGAUUUUCGAGCGCGCGUAACGAAGCCGAGAGAGUCGAUGCAUGAAGGCGACAGCGACAAAACCCGUGCCUUCCCACGGCUGUGCUUGUGCUCAAAUGGUUACCGCGAUACGUUUGACGGGAGGGGAACUGGCUUCUUGGAGGGUACUUGUCGCGGGUUUAAUUGAGUCCCCUCUUCCCUAUGCCAUCCAUAGUAACUACGAACGAAGAGCUGCGGAGAGGUCAGUUGACGCUUUCCCUAUGUCGAUUUGUCGAGGUCGCUACGUCGUCGGUGGCCUGGAUCGCGCAACCAGUGUGGAGAGUUGCAUGCGGCGUCUGACGUGCAUACCGAACUGCAUACAGCAACCCAGUACA